Pseudomassariella vexata is the source of this 1301-nucleotide messenger RNA. RefSeq names its product RNA polymerase Rpb3/RpoA insert domain-containing protein. Gene Ontology annotation, molecular function: DNA binding; protein dimerization activity. The coding region runs from base 97 to 1242 and encodes 381 amino acids. The record is from RefSeq and is a predicted model, not a curated record. Gene Ontology annotation, cellular component: RNA polymerase III complex; RNA polymerase I complex. The transcript is spliced from 2 exons. NCBI's taxonomy places the organism in Eukaryota, Fungi, Ascomycota, Sordariomycetes, Amphisphaeriales, Pseudomassariaceae. Gene Ontology annotation, biological process: DNA-templated transcription.
CGUUUGCUACGCCGACCAACGCCAAAGAAAAUAAUUUUUUGAAUCGCGAACUUCAAGAACUGCCAUUCAACCCCGCCAACACCACGUAUACACAUCAUGGCACCCUCAUCGGGCAGGCGCUUAGCGUCUCGAACUAAGGAAGAACCGGAAGAGCGCAAGAUCGUCGGCAUCAACAAGGAAACCGUGACCAACACCGUCUCGACCGACUACCCGGACAACUUCAUCGACGAAGAUCAUGCCUGGGACGUGGACUAUUUUCGAUCCAAGUUCAGAGUCGAAUGGCAUGAGAACAACGAGCACGAAGCCCAGUUCUCGCUUAUCGGGCUUGACGCUUCCAUCGCCAAUGCCUUCCGUCGCAUUCUUAUUGCUGAGAUCCCCACGUUGGCUAUUGAGAAGGUCUUCAUGAAUAACAACACUUCGGUAAUCCAGGAUGAAGUGCUAGCGCACAGGCUCGGCCUCAUCCCUUUCACUGGUGGCAAGAAGGGAAUCCGAGAUUGGAUGACAUACCUGUCAAAAGAUGCCGACGGCCAAGAUCUAUGUUUCGACCACAACACCGUGCAACUCUCUCUCUCGGUCGAGUGCACGAAAAACAAGGAUGCGAAACCCGACGAGACAGACCCGACAAAGCUCUACCAUAAUGCGCACGUAUAUGCUAGAGACAUCGUCUUCCAACCCUUGGGCGACCAAGAGAAAUGGUUUUCCGGCGACGACAUUAUCAGGCCCGUCAAUCCCGACAUCUUGAUCGCGAAGCUCCGGCCCCCCCAGGUGUUGGAUAUGGACCUUCACAUGCACAAGGGCAUCGGAGCAGACCACGCCAAGUUCUCCCCUGUGUGUACUGCGAGUUACCGCCUGUUGCCGACUAUCACUAUUACGAAACCGAUACUGGGUGACGACGCGAAGAAGUUCCAAGAGUGCUUUAUGCCUGGUACGAUAAAAUUGGAAAAGGUGACGAGACAAGAGGCAAGGCAGGCAGGAAGUGGCUACGAGGGCCACGAAGGCGAGAACAAGGCCGUGGUCGCUAACGCCAUGUACGACACCGUCAGCAGAGAGGUGCUACGCCACGACGAGUUCCAGGGCAAGGUCAAGCUGGGCCGCAAGCGAGACCACUUCAUCUUCUCGAUCGAGAGCUCGGGGCAGUGGGAUAGUGACGAGCUGUUCCUCGAGUCAGUCAAAGUCAUGAAGCAGAAGGUGGGGAAACUGAGGCAGCUGGCAGUUACCAUGGUCACGGAGAAUUCAAUCUAGUGGUUGCCGUCACACCAGGCAGCUUUGCACUUGCGGUAUAACAUAGGGGAAAUGGCGUU